UACAUCUGCUGUAGAUCAUCCAGAAGAGCGGGAUGUGCGUUUAACAACCUGUCCGUGUUAUUCCACAGCUCAACAACAGGAAGAAAGAACACUGGAAAGCCAGUGGUUUAUAGCAGCUUAUAUGCAUCCCAUUUUUAUCACUAAUUGAUUUUCUACUCAAGGAUGGAAAUCAAAUAGAGGGGGAUUUUCUGAAGUUUUGCAGAAGCUGCCACUGGACUGCAUGGGAUAACAGUGUGAAAAAAACAUUGCAACGAGGUAAAUGAUGAACAGUAAAAGCAUCGAAGUGCACUAGACUGUUUCUGAUUCUGGAAAUCAGUGGAUCGUUUUAUUAAAGCACUUUUUUGUUUUCGCGCACUCGGGACUCUUGCGCAUCCGUCAUUUUCAUUGCACUGAUUCAGGACGGCAUCAAAAUCUCUCUUGAGCGGAUUUUAAAAAAGUCAGAGCUCUUUGAGUCAGAGGAUGGAGGAGCAGAUUCAUCUGAUGCAGACCCUGGGCGGCGUGACCCUCACCGGACACCCGGUGGCUUUACCGGUGCCUCAUGACGGAACCGACGCGAGAAACAAGCAGGACAUCGGAGACAUUCUGCAUCAGAUCAUGACCAUCACCGACCAGAGCCUGGACGAGUUUAAAUAUUUUAAAAAAAAGCAUGGGCUGAACUGUCACAGAAUGAAACCGGCUCUGUUCAGCGUGCUCUGUGAAAUCAAAGAGAAAACAGGUCUCAGUAUCCGUGGCAGUCAGGAUGAAGAUCCUCCGGACCCUCAGCUCAUGCGUCUGGAUAACAUGCUGCUGGCAGAGGGCGUGUCCGGACCAGAGAAGAGGGGCGGGGCAGCGGCGGUUGCUACGGCAACAGCAGCAGUGGGAGUGGGAGCUGAUAACUCCAUCGAGCACUCGGACUACAGAGCCAAACUCAGCCAGAUCAGACAGAUCUACCACACCGAGCUGGAGAAAUAUGAGCAGGCGUGUAAUGAGUUCACUACCCAUGUGAUGAACCUGUUGAGGGAACAGUCUCGCACGCGACCCAUCUCACCCAAAGAGAUCGAGCGCAUGGUGAACAUCAUCCACCGCAAAUUCAGCACCAUCCAGAUGCAGCUCAAGCAGAGCACCUGCGAGGCCGUCAUGAUCCUCAGGUCUCGCUUUCUCGACGCCAGGAGAAAAAGGCGCAACUUCAGCAAGCAGGCGACAGAGAUUCUGAACGAGUAUUUCUACUCUCACCUCAGUAACCCGUAUCCCAGCGAAGAGGCCAAAGAGGAGCUGGCCAAAAAGUGUGCCAUCACUUUGUCACAGGUUUCUAACUGGUUUGGUAAUAAACGUAUUCGCUAUAAGAAGAACAUCGGUAAAUUCCAGGAGGAGGCGAAUCUGUACGCAGCGAAGACGGCAGUGACGGCGACUCAAGCUGUAGCGGCCGCUGUACACAACAGCCAGACCAACUCGCCCGCAACGCCCAGCUCUGGCUUUCAGAUGAAAGAUGAAGACUUUCACUUGGAUGCGGGAGAAGAUAAAAAUAAUCUGUUUAACAACAUGUUCACGGGUUCUUCGGGUUCGUAUAGUUUGCCGGGUUCAGGAGACAUUUUUAUGAGCAUGUCCGGCCUGAAUGGAUCCUACCAGCCAACCCAGGUCCCCAACACAGGACAGACACAGGCAGACUCCAUACGUCACGCCAUUGGUCAGUCGUUGGGUUACAGCGACGGUCUGCGGGGAAACCCGCUUUACAGCCCACAUGGCUUGAACGGUAACGGUGGCUGGCAUGAUGCUGUCACUCCGUCUUCUGUGACAUCUCCUAUAGAGGGAGCAAACAGCGUUCACUCGGAUACCUCGAACUGACCAGGCCUGCCGUCUGAAGUCCCUUAACUAACCCACAGGACAACCAACACCACCCAACAAAAUCUCAGACGAGAACUUAGAGAGAUGAUUGAGAUAAUGAAACAGACUCUUACACGCUUACUUUGACCAAAAGAGCACCACUUUGCAAAAAUGAACUGAUAGGAUUGACGGUACCAGUUUUCUUUCCAAAACUGGUGAUACCUCAAUAAACAUGCCCAACAUGUACGAUUGUGGAAACAAGGGAUGCUUUUGUCAUAAUCUCUGUGAACAUCUUUGAAUACGUUUAAAAAUAUAUCAUGAUUUAAAUUUACUUGUAACA
This is a messenger RNA of Sinocyclocheilus rhinocerous, 2140 nucleotides long. Its product is annotated as pre-B-cell leukemia transcription factor 3-like. The record is from RefSeq and is a predicted model, not a curated record. The transcript has 10 exons. Gene Ontology annotation, biological process: regulation of DNA-templated transcription. NCBI's taxonomy places the organism in Eukaryota, Metazoa, Chordata, Actinopteri, Cypriniformes, Cyprinidae. Bases 460 to 1821 code for a protein of 453 amino acids. Gene Ontology annotation, cellular component: nucleus. Gene Ontology annotation, molecular function: DNA-binding transcription factor activity, RNA polymerase II-specific; DNA binding.